This is a messenger RNA of Caenorhabditis auriculariae, 1936 nucleotides long. The record is from the annotation of a GenBank genome assembly. Lineage: Eukaryota; Metazoa; Nematoda; Chromadorea; Rhabditida; Rhabditidae.
AUGAACACGUGGAGCGUGUUAGACCAAGUGCACGAGAUCCGGCCGAUGAGCCAAAUCGUCGACAAACUGGUGACGACGUCGUCCUGCUCGGCCUCGAUGUUCAGCACCAGCUCCCUUCCAAUGGCUGUCAGUGCGGUUCUUGGCUGUGUCACUGCCGUAGGGUCUUACGAUCUUCGAUUGAGAUUUAAUGGCGUUUUGCAGGUUCUGGCUGGAACUCUCUUCCCGAAGUCGGUGUUCGCGCCUUUGAGCAUCCGGAAAUCCUUGAAGGAGCUGACGGCGGAGCGUCAUUCGAAGCUCGACGUCGUUGACGUCUUCCGAUUCGUCGCCAUCCUUUGGGUCAUGCUCAAUCACACCGGCAGUGAGGGACGUGUUGAUAUUCUGGAUCGUCUGCCUUCGGCUGACGCCUUCAAGGUUUGCUCUUCAAAAAUGAAGCUUGAAGAUUCUCCAGCACCUUCUAAGAAACUCAGUAACCUUUUUAAGAAACCCAUCUGAUCAAUUACGGUUUUACGGUUGUACCUUCUGGUUAAAUAGAACUUAUAAAAGUACCUCCAUAAACUCCACCAUUCUGACCUCACUUCUAUCUUCUAAGAGGAUCAUCAAAAUUCCCGUCUUCAGAAAGCCGUCCACGACCACCCGAUUUUCGGCGCUCUUCUUGGAAACUCAGCCCUGGGCGUCGAGAUAUUCCUGGUCCUUUCUGGCCUCCUAGCCGCUAGAUCCUGGCUCCGACUGGCGGAUCAGCCUUUCUGGCCUCACUUUUCUCGAUUCAUCUUCCGCCGUUUACUCCGCCUGGCUCCUUCCAUGUUCGCCUUCGUCUUCAUCGCCACAGGACCCAUUAUGCAGUACCUUUUGCCUAGGUUUUACCCCAAAUGUCUUUAAAAAGCGAACACUUUAUUCAGGUACACUUCUUCGAUGAUAUCCGCUUGUGGAACCAGCGGAAUCCUGUCACAUUUGACGUUCACGAGCAACUUCCAGGCGACACCCACCUGCAUGGGUUAUCUGUGGUACCUUGGCUUAGAUAUGCAGGUUGGAAGAUUUUUUGGGAAUGGCUUCUAGAAAAAAACGUUUUCAGUUAUUCAUAGCCGCGCCGUUCUUCCUCCAUUUGCUGCACAAAGUGCCUCGUCGCGGAUUCGCCACGAUUUUUGUCACCGUCCUCGUUUCUGCGGUACUACGGUCCGGUUACUGUAUCUCCUAUGAAACUUGCAACAAGAGCGACGUUGAUAUUCCGGUUAGUUCUUUAAGGGUGGAACGAUUUAGAAAAACAAAUUCCUCAAUUCAACUUCUAUGAUUGCAGUUCAUCUCCUACCCGGGCCAGGACCAAGCCUCGCUCAGCUCGAUCUACGCCGGUCUCUGGAACAUGUACUCUCGGCCUUGGACCAAGUGCGGUCCCUACCUUGUCGGCCUUCUUCUGGGCUACCUGACGAUGGUCUGGAAGGGCUACACGGUCUCCGAAGCGACGUCGAAGCGUCUCUUCUGGAGUUGCGCCGUCCUCGCCGUGGCGACUAUCUACGGCAUCUUGCCCGAGUAUUGGAAUCCAGACGCGGGGACGACGGCGUACAACGUCUUGUACACGUCGUUGUUCCGUACCGUAUUCGCCUUGGCUAUCGCUGGGAUGAUCUUCUCCCAUCAGUUCAGUCAGAAGAAGUUUUUCAGACGUUGAAGAUGUUGAAGAACACAAUUUUUCAGCACAACCAUCCCGGGAUUCUUCGGAAUUUUGGCCAAACUCACCUACAACGCCUACUUGCUUCACAUGCCGAUCGUGUACAUCUUCAACUGGCUUCCGUUUCUGCAGACGGCGACGUCGGCCCUGCAUCUUCUGAUUCUGCUACCCGCCGUGGCGACCUUGUCCUUUUCCGCCGCUGCAGUUUUCUACGUCUUUGUUGAAUCCCCAUUCUGCUCACUUGUUACUCCGUUUUUCGUUAGGCUUGGCUUUUUGUAG